Molecule: messenger RNA, 595 nt
Organism: Nicotiana tabacum (common tobacco)
Lineage: Eukaryota; Viridiplantae; Streptophyta; Magnoliopsida; Solanales; Solanaceae
Source: RefSeq, a predicted model, not a curated record
GUUAAUGUCCCGACAGAUGGAGAUGCUGAAUGGAGUGUUAAAACUGCUGAGAGAGCAGUGGUAGUUGAAAGGACAGAUGAUGUUAACAGUGUGAGGGUCACAGUUUCCGGACUGUUGCAAUUGGAUGUGAAGGUAGUACCAAUAGGAGAGAAUGAAAAUAAGGUUCACAACUAUCAAAUACCAGCAGAUGAUGCUUUUGCUCACCUAGAGACACAAUUUAAGUUUUUCAAUCUAUCCAAAGAUGUUGAAGGAAUUCUUGGCAAGACUUACCAGCCAGGUUAUGUAAGUCCAGUCAAGCGAGGCGUACCAAUGCCAAUCAUGGGUGGGGAAGACAAAUAUCAGACACCGGCACUGCAUUCAGCUCUCUGCAAGAAAUGCAGGUUCCAAAGAUCCGCCGGUGUUGCCUCAAUAUGAUGAUGAUCUUGAUGAAGAUAUUAACGAAUGAAUGUAGUACUGGAAUUCGUUCAGUCGAUAGUUUUUUUAUUGUAUGUUAACUAAAUUAUUCCUAUAAAUCUCAUUGUAUUUGGAUAUGUUACUAAGAAUAUGUGAAUAAGGGAUGUGGAAAUCACACAGAAAUUUUCUGAGUUUACAAUGA